AUCAACAAUCAUAUCGUGGUAGUCAAUUACAACCAUUAGCUGAUAUCUCCACUAAACAACAACAACCUCUCGGUUCAGAAUAUGAUUCAUCCACUAUUCUAAGACAAAAUGACAUGAUGCCAUCAUCGCAAGUAUCAAGUUUUGGCUCAUCCACUAUGCUAAGACAAAAUGACAUGAUACCAUCAUCGCAGGUAUCAAGUUAUGAUUCACCCACUAUUUCAAGACAAACUGACAUGAUGCCAUCAUCGCAAGUAUCAAGUUUUGGUUCAUCCACUAUGCUAAGACAAAAUGACAUGAUGCCAUCAUCGCAGGUAUCAAGUUAUGACUCACCCACUAUUUCAAGACAAACUGACAUGAUGCCAUCAUCGCAAGUAUCAAGUUUUGGCUCAUCCACUAUGCUAAGACAAAAUGACAUGAUGCCAUCAUCACAAUUACCCAGUUCAAACCAGUUUGUUCAACAAUCUCAAUCUGUUCCACAAAGUCAACAACCACUACCACUCAACAGUGCUUAUGGCAAAUAA
This is a messenger RNA of Didymodactylos carnosus, 521 nucleotides long. Lineage: Eukaryota; Metazoa; Rotifera; Eurotatoria; Philodinida; Philodinidae. The record is from the annotation of a GenBank genome assembly.